Homarus americanus (American lobster) is the source of this 4429-nucleotide messenger RNA. It is a transcript of the gene IFT46, whose product is annotated as intraflagellar transport protein 46 homolog. The coding region runs from base 60 to 1586 and encodes 508 amino acids. The transcript has 11 exons. Lineage: Eukaryota; Metazoa; Arthropoda; Malacostraca; Decapoda; Nephropidae. Gene Ontology annotation, biological process: cilium assembly; intraciliary transport. Gene Ontology annotation, cellular component: centrosome; intraciliary transport particle B; motile cilium. The record is from RefSeq and is a predicted model, not a curated record.
CUGGUGGAGGAUGUGAACCAUCGUCAACAUUCCUGCCUCGACUCCUCAAACUUUACUUUAUGAGUAGCAGGGAGUUAACAGCAGAAUCUUUAGGAAGCUGGGAAUAUGAUGAGGUAACUGACGUCUCAGAGGCCAGUCGUUCACUGCUCCAGGUUUCAUACACUGAACCUGUACAGAGACAGAGUAUUGUACCCACUCAACCUUCCAGUCUUCUUGGAGACAACUCAGAUAAAUGUCAACUAGUGUCUUUACAAGAAUCGCCUGAAAAGGAAUUAUCAUCAUCAAGUGUUGCUGCUCUCACUCAACAAGUCAUUAUGAGUACUGUAGAGGAAAACGAAUUUGAUCCAGAACUGGAAUCUGAACUGGCAUCACCGGUGGGUGAGGCCAUUCGUUCAACCUUUCAUGAGGGUCAUUCGGAGCCUCCUUCAACUAGUGGUGGUGGUGACAGUGGUAGUAGUGGAAUGCGAAGAGAGUCAAGGGAGGGAGGAACUAUGGAUGGCUCAUUGGAGAAUACUGAUGAUUUUCCUCCAGGUCCUUCCCAUGCUCCUCCUCCCCCUCAUCUUGCUCCCACUUCCCCCCUUCACCAAGAUCGUCCCAGCCUCCGAAUGGGGGGUUCUCAAGGUGACGAAACGGAUGAGGAUGGCAUAGAAGAACCAGCUGUGUUAAGUGAAUUAGGUGGUAUGGGAGGUCCUGGACAACCAAUGCCUCUUGCCCAUCCUGCAGGAAUGCCAGGUAGAGACGAUGACGAUGACGAUGAUGAUGAUGAUGAUGACGAUGAUGGUCGCGCUCCAGCCCCUGAAGGAGCAUAUGAUCCCGCUGAUUAUGAGCACCUCAGUGUGAGCCCUGAAAUUGCAGAACUGUUUUCCUACAUCACUCGAUACACACCUCAGGCCAUUGAACUGGAGCACCAUCUCAGGCCAUAUAUUCCUGAUUAUAUCCCAGCUGUUGGGGAUAUUGAUGCCUUCAUAAAGAUUCCACCGCCAGACAACAAAGUAACCCUCGUAGGUCUUGAAGUAUUAGAUGAGCCCAGUGCCCGUCAGAGUGAUUCUACUGUUUUAGAUCUUCAACUAAGAGCUUUGGCAAAACACACAACUGCUAAGAGCACGUCGGUGAAAACAGUUGAAAAUGCAGAGAAGAAUGGAAAAGUGGUUGAGAAAUGGGUGAGGGACAUAAGUGAAUUACAUAGAACUAAACCUCCUCCAACUGUUCAUUACAGCAAACGUAUGCCAGACAUUGACAACCUAAUGCAGGAGUGGCCUGGGGAAGUUGAAGAACUUCUGAAAGAAGUCAAUUUACCAACUGCUGCCUUAGAGCUUGAACUUUCUGCCUAUGUCGACAUUAUUUGUGCUACUCUAGACAUUCCUGUAUACAAGAGCAGGAUUCAGUCUUUACAUGUGCUAUUCACACUUUACUCUGUGUUCAAGAAUUCAGCACACUUCAGACAGUUAGCUGAAGACAACUACAUAGAAAAUGACGACUCGGUCGCUGAUCGUCUGGUCAUCCACCCUGUCUCACUUUGGCGCAGGGUGGCUGGAAUCAAGAACAACAGAGACUCUCCCUCACUUGAUGUUAUGUAUUCACAGUAAAUUCUAGAAAAAAAUAAUGACUGUUAUUCUUUAGUUUGAAUUUGUAGCAAACUUCAGCAAUUUUCUGUUGUUGAUGUAAUUUUGUGCACAUUUCAUAUACAGUACUGUAUAUAUACUAUUUAGGUAUGUAUUAUUUAGAAUGAGUACUGUAGUAUAGUAUAAGCCUACCCAGAUUAUACUUUACAAGCCAAAUGCUGAUAUUAGUAACAUUGAUCAAAAUAAUGUACUAUUAUUGUAUACUAAUUUUUAUGUAGUUUUAAUCUUGUCUUGAAUAUAUUAUUGAACAGUAUUCCCAGUCAUUCUUGAUCACUAAUUAACAAGUUUUUUAAGUCUUGUGUGUUAAACUGGGUGGUACAGGUAGUAGAGUUGUUGGCCUGAGGUGUACAAAUUAGUACUAUUGUGAGAGAAAUGAAUAGAUUACCCUUCUCCCAUUGAUGGUUAUUUGGCCACAUUCUUACUCUACCACUUUCCUAAUACUAUUCACUCUUUCUUUCUUUUAUGCCACAAUUUCUCUUAAUCCAUUACAAACACUCUCAACAAAUAAUAAAAAAUUUCUCUCCAAGUCAAGUUUCAAUUAUUUAAUGCUCUUAAUUCAUUUUUAGUGAUUCACUAGUUAUCUUAUUCAUCUUUUCCUAUACUUCUCAACUACUGCACGUAAACUUGAUAAGCGAAGUCUCGUUGUGGCCUUGUGUUAUUGAAUCUCUGUGUGAAAAUAUAUUUAAUGGUAUCUUGGCUAACAUGUAGAAUUAUUCAACUCAACAAGAAGUUUAGAUGUCACUGCAGGGCUGGGUUCAGUUGCAUGCUCUGUACACUAUGGAAAUUCGUAGCGCAUUAUGAACAGUUGUGGCAUCAUCUUGCACAACAUAAACAAAUCUGGGUGGUUGCUAAGUUACGCUUAUCAUGGCAUGGGUCUUGGAGGUGUCCUGCAGGAAUAAUGGCUUACCAUGCAGUUAUUUUAUUGAUUGCAAUGCAGUAAUUAUGUAUACUGUACUUGAGUCUUUGCAAUACUUACUGCACAUCUGUAUGUGUGUAUACAAAAUCAGUCACUGCAACGAUAUGCUUCUCCUCCAUUUGCAGUCUUUUUCGUUUAUAAACAUCUCGGCACUGUGGAGCUAUAUUCUACAUAGCAUUACGAAAACUUAUGAGUUCCCGACUAUGCUGCCGUUCAGUUGAAAAAGUAGUAUUAUGAACGUUACGAGUUAUGCAACUGAGCGCAUUCUAGUUUAAGAUUCCAAGUGAGUUGCAGGGGAGUAACAGUGCACAUUGAUCAAGUUUUUUACUGCAAAUGCUGAGCAUAAGGAUAGGGGUCAUUCUUGGAGGAAGGUACAAAUGAGGCCCUGCCUUCCGAACCCACCUUAUCGCCACAAAAAUCGAAAUGCUGUUUAUGGUGGAAGAUUGUAACAGGAAGUGUCUAGAAUCUGAUGGUGUGUGUCAUAAGCUGGUUGAGGAACUGAAAGGCUCUCAUAUCAUUAUGGGUAAAAAUUAUAUUGGACAUUGUAAUUGCUGAGCUGAAUUCAGUUUAUGCUCCAAGCAAGCCAGCCCAUCAUAUUGAGCAAUCACUGCGCCACGUUUUCCUCCCAGGCCCACGCUUAAAUCAGUACAUGCUCCCUUGUGGGAGUUUUUAUACUUACUUUUGUUGUUUGCGGUGUUAUACUGCAUCAACUAUAGAUCCAAGUGUUAACCCGGGGACCCCAGGUUUAAAUUCACAGUCUGAUGCAACAAAACAGUUUAGGAAUAUUGAAGAAAGGGGUAAAAUGAAGGCCAAAGCAUUACAGAACCUUGGCUUGGCCUACAAUUCCUUCUUCCUGACUUUCUUUUUUCCUGGUGGCAGGAUGCCUCUGGAAGGCUGUGCCUCAAAUGUUAAUACACAACAAUACAGUAUCUCUGUUAGCAGGAACUCUCCAAUACUGUACCCGGAAUUGAAAUUGGCUCAGAAUUUUUUCAGGGACAACUCUUCAAUUCAGGUCUGUGAAUGACUUUCUAGGGUUGAAAAUUAGGUGCAAUUUUUGGAAAAUUCCAAGAAAACCUCUCCAAAAUUUUCUGAUCCAGGUUUGGGAACACAUUUUGAGGGUGAAAUAAUGCGUAUGGGGAUGCCUGAUACGCUGAUGCAUCUCCCAGCUUAUCCAUUCUAAGCCCGGCAUCACAACACGCUUAGUUCAUAGUCCACUGCCAUUCUACAAGGUUAAUGCCUCGCUCCCUCCUGUUUUUGCGUAAAUUUCCAUUGUCCAGUACUGUACAUUACUAUACCAGGACACAGCCAGGAAUAUGGUGUUAAGACAUAAAACUGAUUACAGUGUGUAUUUUACUGUAACUUAAUAUUGUUUGUGAACACCUUACAUAAGGUAUCAUGCAUAGCAGAGUGGACAGUGUAUGCCUACUGUAUGCUCAAAACGACAGCAUCUGCUGGUGAGUACAGUAGUAGUUUACAUUACAGUAUUUUGUUUAUUUACAAUAUAUUGUUUGUGUACAGAUAUGUUUGCAUAAAUAAAUAUAGCUCUGUUUCUGUCCAUACGAAAUGAAUAUUUCAGACUCUCGGAAAACUUUACCCAUUACCCAGGAAAAUUCCAGGAUUUUUUCCGGGUUCGAGAGAUUCGUCUCGUUACCCAGAAAUCUCGCAUUCCUGGAAGAGCUCUGCAUCAGUUAUUCCGGCUAACAGGGAGACGAUUACUGUAGUGAGGGAGGGUUAAGGACAAAGCAAUGGUUUAGGUGUAUAUAUCUGUGAUACCAUGUUUCUGGACCUGAUUGUUAUAGACCACCUAGCAUAAGAAUGUAUAUACUACUUGUGAAUCCCCACUUAAAUGAAUAUGAACAUUUAGAAAAUAAUAUUAAAACUAAUAAACAGA